GCCGCGCGGAGGCGGGCGCCAGUGACCAUGUAGGCGUGCACAAAUAGAUGACAAUUUCAACAGAGAAGAGAACAGUUUGGAAAUGUUAGUGGAACAUGGCAGAGGUGUAGAUGGCAUCCGAGGCCGAGCGCCAUCCCCUGGGAGAGUUCGAGUGCCAGCUCUGUGGCCUGACGGCGCCCUACAGCUACGUGGGGCAGAAGCCCCCCAACACCCGUUCCGUUGUCCUCCUGGAGGAGAGCUACGUCAUGAAGGACCCCUUCUCACCGGACAGGGACAGGUUCCUGGUCCUCGGUGCACGGUGCAGCGUGUGCAGCAGGCUGGUGUGCGUGGGCCCGGAAUGCAGUCUGUUCUACUCCAAGAGGUUCUGUCUCCCCUGUGUCCGGGAGAACCUUGGCGUCUUCCCAGCAGAGAUCCGGCAGGACCUGGAGAAGAGGAAGACCCCCUCCUCCACGCGGCCUUCUGGCCGGGCCUGUCCCAGGACCUGAGCUUGGAGCCUGCUCAGAGCCCGCAGUGCUGCCAGCCUCAUUCCUGGGAGCAGACCUGUGGCCGAGCAGACUGGGCACCCCAGGAGUGGCCAGCCAGGAGCCCAGCCUUGGCACCUCCUGGGUGAGCUGUGUGCCAAGGUCACCAUGGGUAUAGCAGGGCAGGUACAGAAGCAGGGCAAGGGCUAUGGGGUGGCCCUGCAAGGAAAUUGGUGCCAGCAGUCACCUAGCAGGUAUGAGGGGAGGGGUUCACUGCACACCCUUGGGAGACACCCCCGUGGUUCCCAGGAGGCCUCACGCCCUUGAAAUCCUGACCAUGUCAGUCUUGAGCUCAGAGACCCAGCUAAGGUUCUGAGAGGCAUUUCUUCCACCCAGCUCUUGGAGACCCAAUGUCCCUGCAGGGUGGAUGGUCAUGGUGGGUAUGGACAGUCCCCAUAGCUGGCCUCAGCUGUUCUGUGUCCUGUGUCCCUAAGCCAGGAGUGCAUGGGCCUCCCUAGCUCACUGUCCCUCUCGCCCUCUCUGACGCAGCCCUUGGCGCUGGUGAUGUUCAGUCCUCCAGCCGGCAGUGUCCCUGUGACCCUGGCCCUGCGCAGUGGCCUCUGUGGGGUGUGUAGAGUACUGUGUGUCGUGCAGCAUUUGCUGAGGCAGGAGCUGCUCCAUUGUACUUGAUGACCACAGCGAGGUCACUGUCAUGUUGGGUGAGAGAUGGAUAAAGAGCCUUUUC
Messenger RNA from Octodon degus (degu), 1206 nucleotides. It is a transcript of the gene Cdpf1, whose product is annotated as cysteine rich DPF motif domain containing 1. NCBI's taxonomy places the organism in Eukaryota, Metazoa, Chordata, Mammalia, Rodentia, Octodontidae. The transcript has 5 exons. The record is from RefSeq and is a predicted model, not a curated record. The coding region runs from base 83 to 610 and encodes 175 amino acids.